AUGAGCAAUCCCCUGCCGAUCUCGCGCCGCCUCCUCAUCUUCCAGGAGGCGCGCAACCCGCAUGACUCGGCGGAGGUCGUCUAUCUCCCCGUCAACAAACUGGGUCUGCCCAUCUGCGGCGAAGGGCCGGAGCUGCCAUCAAUCUUGAAGCUUCCGCUGCGCAUUCUGAAGGUGUUUACUGAGAUUUUCAAUCAGCCAAAGUACAAGGGGUGGGCUGUCGUUGCUGCGGGCCCGUACCAUGAUACAUCGGAGGAAGGCAAGUUCUAUGCAGUUGUUCUGGAACAAAUGCCGCCCCAGGCCCAAGGCCAAGGUCAGGGAGCGAUGGGGAUAAUGACUGCAACGCCAUGA
Molecule: messenger RNA, 348 nt
Organism: Penicillium canariense
Lineage: Eukaryota; Fungi; Ascomycota; Eurotiomycetes; Eurotiales; Aspergillaceae
Exons: 2
Coding region: 1-348 (115 amino acids)
Source: RefSeq, a predicted model, not a curated record